AAGGCACUUUGUGCUUUCUUUAAAGGAAAGCUGGACAUUGGCGUUGACACCAUUCAGCAUGGAGUAGAGGGACUAACCUAUCUUCUUACUGAGAGCUCCAAGCUUAUGAUUUCUGAGAUUGACUUUCAAGAUUCCAUUCAUGUCCUGGGAUUCUCAGAUGAAUUGAACAAAUCCUUGCUCCAGCUGUACCUUGACAACAGGAAGGAGAUCAGGAGCAUUCUUGGAGAGCUGGCACCAAGGCUGCCCAGCUACCACAAUCUGGAGUGGAGACUGGAUGUGCAGCUUGCAAGCAGAAGUUUGAGACAACAGAUCAAGCCUGCUGUGACCAUGAAGCUAUAUCUUAACCAGAAUGAAGAUCAAACUGCCCAGGUGUUGCAAACUGACCCUGCUACCCUUCUCCACCUGAUCCAGCAACUGGAGCAGGCACUGGGGGAGAUGAAGACGAACCACUGCAGGAGAAUAGUGCGCAACAUGAAAUAGCCUCAAUUCCUGCCUGCUCUCCUACUGAGCAGUUUGUGAAACAGCUCAAAACAAUGCUCACAAAUACACUUUGAGGAAAAAUAAACAUCUGGAUCAGAUGAACUGCUUUCCUGUGCCAGGAUCUUGAGCCAGUAAUUACAGGCCAAAUGUCCUCGGCUGCCAGCUUUGCAAAUCUGACGGAUACAAGAUAGGUAAUUGGGUUUGCAUUACUUGCAAAUGGAGGCAUUCAGCAUACUAUGCUGAGAAUUCCUUUAGCUCUAAAUUAGGAUGGAUCUGCUCGAGCUUUCCUACCUUUGGUAGAACUGUCUCAAUAUUAUUUGAAGCUGCAUAUUUACUGUUACAUUUAUAAAGUAAUUUUUUCUCUUUUGCUUCUCUUUUAAAAUAUUUUUUAAACCCUUAUACUGGUGAGAAUGAUACUUUGCAGGAAGACUUCUCCCAUGUAGACUCAGGUGUGUGUAAAAGCCGAUGUGGGACUGCUGCCCUUUUCCUCCAGAGGACUGGGUCAGUGGGGGCUGGUGUGACACUGCUGCUCUGUCCUUCUCACCUAUAACUGAGCUAACACUCCUGUUAGCAGAGCCUGCUGUGACCCCGCAGGACAGCUCAGGCUUUCUGCAGCCAGCCCAGUGGCCUGCACAGGGUUGGCAAACUGGUUAUAUGUGAAGGUGGUCUGAAAACUUGCAAAAGCAGAGCUAUGGGUGAGGAGGCAGGUUAAGAAUAGUGUUAACCUUUGCUAACUCUGGUCUCUGUGCCCUGAUGCCAUGGUUUGUGUUCCACUGUUUGGAUAGUGCUCGUAAAGGCAAGACCAGCUAUUGCAACCAAAAUUAUGCUUUUCCACUGUUAAGAAAAAUGUCUAAUAAAGAUGAUGUCAAAUGUCACUUUUCAGUUGUAUUCUAAUGCAGUAUUUUGCAGCUUUUGUGAGUAAGAUUAAAUGGUUUUAGUAAUCCAUGCUUUAGUGUCACUGCUGAGGGUGCAUCAUAAAGGCCUUAAAGUAUAUAGGACAGGACAAGAAGGCGAGAGAGAACCAUGACAUACAGAUUCUGGCAAUAACUAUUCACCGUCUUUCAUGGCAACACCAUAAACUUCUGUAUUCAUUGUGUUUUUACAUUCAAAACUGCAUUCUUUCUGUUUUGAAUUUUUGUACUUCUGUACUACUAUUUCAAAUUAAACCUGCAUGACUGAAGUGCUUUAAAAAAAGUUUUCUGGAAUGUGGAGUUGCCUGUUCCACAGCUGCUGUGCAGUGUGGUGAUGGUGUGAACAAACUGAAUUGCCUUUCUCUGUGAAUCAGCAAUGUGUUCCUUUUAUCAUCCCUGUGUGGUGACCUUUUUCAUAGAAUCAUUUUCAUAUAUAGUACAUGGUAAUUAAAUGUUAGUACUUGGGAUU
Molecule: messenger RNA, 1860 nt
Organism: Manacus vitellinus (golden-collared manakin)
Lineage: Eukaryota; Metazoa; Chordata; Aves; Passeriformes; Pipridae
Gene: COMMD2
Product: COMM domain containing 2
Exons: 3
Source: RefSeq, a predicted model, not a curated record